Molecule: messenger RNA, 603 nt
Organism: Asparagus officinalis (garden asparagus)
Lineage: Eukaryota; Viridiplantae; Streptophyta; Magnoliopsida; Asparagales; Asparagaceae
Exons: 2
Coding region: 49-603 (184 amino acids)
Source: RefSeq, a predicted model, not a curated record
GAUGGUUGAUGACUGAAUGUGUGGUCGAACAGCUCUUCGAACCUGUAUAUGGCUGAAAAUUUUGUUGAGAUUAGCCAUGUCGACGAUUUGGACCGGCUGGAGCGCGAAUUCCGAUGGUUACAAGAGCUGAAGACUGCCGGUACUUCAACGUACAUAGCCAUCCGGAUGGAAUCUCGUCUACAAGCAUGGCACGACACUCGGGCUUCUGCUGGACUUGAGAUUCAAACGCAACAAAGUCAGGUGGAUCAAAUGGAGGCCGUCCUCGCUGAGAAACAAACAUAUACGCGUCAACUCAAAUCCUCUAUUACGUCGGGUAAGGCUAAGAUAGAGCGACCCGAAGAGGAGCUCAAAGCAGAGGUGGAGGCCUUGGCUAUCUUAGGGAUGACGAAGGAUGACUUGGAGCGUUCACAAGUUGUGAUAUGCGAAAAAUUGGAGCUCUCGAAACAGAAGUUAGCCAAGAUCAAACAAGAGGCUGUGAAAACAUUAUCCCUCACCGAGGAAUCCUUCAAGGUUGCAUUGCAGUGUGAGCUUGAGCGAACUUAUACAGAGAAAUUGACUAAACUUGAACAGCAAGUCCGUAGUCACAAAUUUCAUGUAGAUUGA